Molecule: messenger RNA, 4433 nt
Organism: Cyprinodon tularosa
Lineage: Eukaryota; Metazoa; Chordata; Actinopteri; Cyprinodontiformes; Cyprinodontidae
Product: vang-like protein 2
Exons: 8
Coding region: 496-2073 (525 amino acids)
Biological process (GO): Wnt signaling pathway, planar cell polarity pathway; multicellular organism development; establishment of planar polarity
Cellular component (GO): plasma membrane
Source: RefSeq, a predicted model, not a curated record
GAAUUUUCCUCCAUUCAUUUCCAGAGGGCGUCCCGUUCUGGACUCACAGGAAGGGGGGAAAGAAACAAGCAGGCCAAACAUUUGGAUCAUUUGGCUUCAGGACGCCACUAAAGGGGGCCUCGAAGGGCCCUCCAUUGUCCCUCUUUCCCUCCCCUCAUUUUAUUGCUCCCACAACUCUUUAUAGAGCUUCACAGUCUCAACUACUUCAUCUCUCCCCGCUGUGACUUUCCUACCCAUCAUCCUUUUCCCGAUCCCCUUUCCUCCUCUCUGUAGCCUCCCCCCUGCUCUCCCACCUCCCCUCUUUUUCACCACUCAUCUGCAUCAGCUUCCAAGAUAGAUUCCCUCAGGAGCAAGGUUGAUCUGCUCAAGCUGCCGUUGGCUCUCUCCACCAAGUCUAUCUCUGAGCGCAAGAGCCAGCUGGGAGGAGCCGGCGAGAGGCGCAGCACGGGUGGAGGAGGCGGGGCUCGUACAGCCCGCUCACCGCCGACCCGAGACAUGGACAACGAGUCACAGUACUCGGGCUACUCGUACAAGUCGUCUCACUCCCGAAGCUCCAGAAAGCACAGGGAUCGGAGGGACCGGCACCGCUCCAAGAGCCGAGACAGCAGCAGCCGUGGAGACAAAUCGGUGACCAUCCAGACGCCAGGAGAACCGCUGCUGGAUGCAGAGUCCACCCGAGGAGAUGACAGGGACGAUAACUGGGGGGAGACCACCACUGUCGUCACUGGGACCUCGGAGCACAGCAUCUCAAAUGAGGACCUCACCCGCCUCACCAAAGAUUUGGAGGAGUCGACGCCGCUGGAGUGCAAACGCUUCAUUGGCCCGGCGCUGGGAGGCUGUCUAAGCUUCUUCGCUCUGGUCACGCCGCUAGCCUUCCUCAUCCUGCCGCAGGUCCUGUGGCGAGAUGCCCUGGAGCCCUGCGGGACUCCCUGUGAGGGCCUUUACGUCUCUCUCGCCUUCAAGCUCCUAGUCCUGCUUAUUUCCUCCUGGGCGCUGUUCCUCCGCCCUCCCAGAGCCACCCUCCCACGUUUCUUCGUCUUCCGCUGCCUGCUGAUGGUGCUGGUGUUCCUGUUCGUGGCGUCGUACUGGCUCUUCUACGGCGUACGGGUGCUGGAGCCCAGAGAGCGGGACUACCGGGGGAUCGUGGAGUACGCCGCCUCGCUGGUGGACGCCCUGCUCUUCAUCCAGUACCUUGCUCUGGUGCUGCUGGAGGUGCGACACCUGCAGCCGGCUUUUUGCCUUAAGGUGGUCCGGAGCACGGAUGGAGCCAGCAAGUUUUACAACGUUGGGCAUCUCAGCAUCCAGCGAGCCGCCGCCUGGGUGUUGGACCGGUAUUACAGCGACUUCUCCGUCUACAACCCUGCCGUGGUCAACCUUCCCAAGUCUAUCCUGUCGAAGAAGAUGACCGGGUUCAAGGUUUACUCCCUGGAUGAAAACCCUACCAAUAACUCAACGGGCCAAUCGCGGGCCAUGAUCGCAGCGGCUGCCAGGAGAAGGGACAACUCCCACAACGAGUAUUACUACGAGGAGGCUGAGAUGGAGCGCAGGAUUCGCAAGCGCAAGGCCAGGCUGGUUGUAGCGGUAGAAGAGGCCUUCACGCACAUCAAACGCCUCCAUGAGGAUGAAGUGGCCUCGUCUCCUAAACACCCCAGAGAGGUGAUGGACCCUAGAGAGGCCGCCCAGGCCAUCUUCGCUCCGAUGGCCCGGGCCAUGCAGAAGUACCUUAGGACGACGAGGCAGCAGGCCUUCCACAGCAUGGAGAGCAUCCUCACACACCUGCAGUUCUGCAUCACUCACAACAUGACGCCCAAGGCUUUCCUAGAGCGAUACCUCACCCCCGGCCCCACCAUGCAGUACCAGCAGCAAAACGGCAGGGGGCGCCAGUGGACCUUGGUAAGCGAGGAGCCUGUCACCUCGGGCCUUCGACAGGGUCUGGUCUUCUCCCUGCGGCGCUCGGACUUCUCCUUGGUCGUCACGGUAACACCGCUUCCUUUCCUGCGGCUGGGGGAGGAAUUCAUCGAUCCAAAGAGCCACAAGUUCGUCAUGCGGCUGCAGUCGGAGACCUCGGUGUGAGGGCGGCUGAUGGAUCUUCUUUCUUUCCGUCCUGCAGCUCGCUCCACCUGGAUGUGACGGGACACCCUGUCAUCCAGUCAUUCCUUUCCUCCUCUCUGACAGAACCUAAUCAAAGGGAGGAGAGCAGCUUUUCUGAUCAUCAAACUGUUAUCGGCUCAAUGAUUGUCCCGACCCCCCCAAAAAAUGAGCAGAUGCCUUUUCACCACCAGUGUUUCCUUUUCAAGAACAUUUGACUUGUUUUACUGUAACCACUGAGGAUAUAGAGGUGCAAUGACUCGACACACGAACGCAGGAGGAAGGAGGCGAUUACAUCACAGCUGUCACUUCCCCUCUCUCUCUCUGUCUCUGUUUCAUCGCUGGUGGUGAUGUUUUCUCUGACGGACCUGCUUUUAUAUGAGAGCGAGGGGAUUUUUAUUGCUUUAACCUACAGAAUGUAGCAUUAUGUGCUCUGAUUGUUUUUUUUUUUUUUUGUAACAAUGCAGCCUUUUUUUAAAUUUCCCCCCCUGCACCGGUUUAAGCUCUGAGCGAGAACAUUUUCAGCAGGAGUUUCCCUGCAGUUUUGAUGCAUGUUUAGAUGCACAAGUCUGGCAGUGAUCCAAAUCUUCUAAUUGCCAACAAAUCCAGUGAGAUGACUUGGAAAUAACCAAAUCCAUUUACAGUUAGAGUUUAAAUUAAAUGGUUCGUUUUGCCUUGAUAUGACUAAAGGCUAUUUAAAGCUGAUGAUCAUCCCUCAAUAGUAUCGCCGUCUGUAUGAUGCUGUAGGUCAAACGUGUCUAAAAUAAACCAAACCCUCUGACUCAAUGCAUUUAUUUAAACUCUUUUAGGCUAAAUGCAAGAUUUUCAUUAACUGUCUUUAGCCAUAAUGGGCUAAAAUUGGACAAUGGCACACCUUUAAUAAACACAUGAUGGUUUUGGUGCUCAGCUUUCGGGAUUUGUUGGCAAUAAAUCAAAAAUUUGAGAAACAAAAUGCACACAGUGUCUGCAGCUUGAUGUGGACACAAACAAUUAAACCUCGUUUUUGUUUUGUUUUUCCAGGUGGUAAAAUGAGCAUCAAUAUCAGGGUCUUACUGUGUUGUGCUUAAGCUGUAAAACUAAAUUCAGCUGCAGUAUUUCGGGUUUAAUCAAGUUUAAAACGCGGAAACAUACAGGAUAUGAUUCAAGUGUGAAAUAUGGUUUAUAUUUAUGGCAGCGGUUGGGUGGUCAAGACUCACAGACUCUGCUGUUUGCAGAUCUCCAUCCAACGCCUGAUUUCCUGACCUUUCGCCAGGACACUAACUGGAACAAACAUUUUCACAUUGAUUAGAUCUCAAAAAGCUAUUUUUAAUCAGCGUUUCUAAGACCUUAAAUAUAGUAAAGUAUGAUGAAGUUAUGUGGAAAAGCUAAAUGCUGACUGCACAUUAUUUAAUCAUUAUCCCAUUUUUUUCUCAUUAUUAAACAUAAACUCUAACUGGUACCGUAGUUAAAAAACUUUCUUAUUUUAGCCAUGUUUGUAAAUUUUUAGCUGCAUUUUAUCUUCAAAGAUGCUAAAACUGACCAAAUUUAACAUUGAAAGAGCUUCAACUGGCGUAAAAAAUACAAAAUCAGAAAUAAAGCGAUCAUGAUGAGGAAGAAACACGCCUGAUGAAAAUGAAACGCCAUCGUAUGGUGGAAUUUUUUGCCAAUAGAAAGUUAUCAGUCGUUUCAUUUUUGAAGGCAUUCGAAACCUUUUGGUUUUUACCUAAAAGGAAAUAAUCUAAUUAGAGAUGAUCUUAUCUUGGUGUAGUACGUCUUAAGUGGGGUCACAACACUUCCUUUAGAUGAAAUCGUUCUACAUGAAGCCGUUUUUUAACAAAAUGGAGAAUAUUUCUUUUUCAUUUUUGAAGCAAAAAAUGAUUUCUGCCUCAAAGCAGACAUAGGACUGUAAAUCGUCUGACCACCGCCUCGCCUUGCGCCGCUCUAGACGAACCCUUAUUCUGCCUUUUUCUCUGCAGACCUGGAGGAUCCGCAGCCAUCGGCUCCUCCAUCGGCUCAGCUACAGUCUGUUUGCCUUUCUAAGUCCAGAUUUCUUUUAUUUUUUAAACCCUCUCACAAACUCUGAAGUGUUUGACGUUAAAUACGAACAAACGCUUUUUUUUUUUUUAAGAAAGCAUGCAAAAAAUAUUUUUGGGCUCCAUUUUUUUUAUUUUAAAAGAACUUAACUUUUGUAUCAUUUGAAGGUGCCUAAGUUAUGACGAUGCAAUUUUCUGAAUGUUUUUAUUUGUAAAGACAAAAAAAUGUAGAUUUGUGUUUUCUUUUUUUGGUAACAGUAGCUUGUAAAGUGUUUUAGACAUUUUUCUAUCAUUAAACCAUGUAUUCCUAAUAAACCUUGUCUUUGGUACCCA